Messenger RNA from Papilio machaon (common yellow swallowtail), 999 nucleotides. RefSeq names its product MORN repeat-containing protein 5. Lineage: Eukaryota; Metazoa; Arthropoda; Insecta; Lepidoptera; Papilionidae. Bases 99 to 908 code for a protein of 269 amino acids. The transcript is spliced from 7 exons. The record is from RefSeq and is a predicted model, not a curated record.
GAAUACUUAGCAACUAUUUAUAGAUUCUGUACCAAUUAUUUUGUACGCUUGAAGCAAUUACAUAACAAAAGGUCUUUUGAAAGUGAGAACGCUUUGAAAUGUCCUCAGACAAUGGUAGAGGAAGUUCUGUUACCGAGGAGAAGCGACCGUCGCAGUGGGAGGAGUUGAUGAGGAAAUUUAUUGAAGAGCACAAAGUAGAAUGCAAGGCGGUGUCUGUGGAUAUUCCGCGGGUGACGCGCUCCGCCAAGGAGUUCCCGACGGGCUCCCGCUACGAGGGCACAUGGGACGUGCUCGGCAUGAGCGGCUACGGACUCUACACUUUUCCUAACGGUGUGAUCUACGAAGGCGAGUUUGAAGAUGGUAUGUUUCAUGGUCGGGGUGAGCUACGUUAUCCGUGCGGAGCAGUCUUGUACGGCAAGUGGACGCGCGGUGUGUUGGGAGAGAAGACUCUCGCGUUUGCUGAUGGUCUGGAAUAUGACGAAGAUAUAUGGCCGUACUGCAUUAUGCCUGACCGAAGAUUCACCAUAGAACACAAUAAAGGAUUGAAGCCAGCCGGUGAAUCUUACACAACACCCGAUCAGCCCCCGCGUGAAAUACCAAAAGGAUUCUACGACACAGGAGACGGAUUCUACGAUCCCGAAACUAAAGUUGUCUACAAAGCCGAUGACCCCACUUCUAUUGUCAGAUACCCUUGUGAACUGGAACAGAAAUGGAUCUUGGAGAACUGUCGCACAAACCCCGAGUCAACAAUCGGUCCACGCGAGGACUUAUACGAGGAAUGGGUCCUGCCCAUGACUUACGUGCCCAACAUGCAGUCGUCAAUGUCCAUGUCCAUGGCGUCGUUCUCCUAUCGGUACAGCAUGGACUACGGACAUGAUUCUGACUCUGUAAGACAUAAGAUGACUUAGUUUAUUACUUACAGAUAUUUGUUGGAACACUUUGUAUAUUUAAGGUGUGAACAAUCGAGUACGGAAUAGAUUUUUAAGUCUACAAUAGUGC